Molecule: messenger RNA, 3417 nt
Organism: Zerene cesonia (dogface butterfly)
Lineage: Eukaryota; Metazoa; Arthropoda; Insecta; Lepidoptera; Pieridae
Gene: Hmt-1
Product: ATP-binding cassette sub-family B member 6, mitochondrial
Exons: 17
Coding region: 136-2706 (856 amino acids)
Biological process (GO): heme transport; transmembrane transport
Cellular component (GO): membrane
Molecular function (GO): ATP hydrolysis activity; ABC-type heme transporter activity; heme binding
Source: RefSeq, a predicted model, not a curated record
UUUGUCGUUAGUGUCAUUCUCAGAUGUAAAUUUAAUUUGAAUGAACAUUUUAUAAUUUAUAAUUUGCAGAAUCUACACACAUGUAUUAUUUAUACGGUACAGAGCGUGAUUAAGGAUUUUCGAUAAGACUUACAAAUGGAGUAUUGUCCACCGAACGUUACAUUGGGUGAGAUAUGGGUGGACCAUGGGAUUUCACAAUGUUUUAUGGAAACAGCCAGUGCAGCCUUUAUAGGAGUGUUUCUUCUCAUAUUUGGUGUUAUUCAAAUUAUUAUGUAUAAUCGCUAUGCUACAGAAGUUAUGGAUGUCAGGUCAUCAAAAUUGUUUCUAGUGCAAUUGUUUUUCACAUUAUUUGUGCCAGCACUAGCUGUAACAAGGUUUCUGCUACAGGCCUUUUUGUUUAAGGGAGGACAUAUCUAUGGAUAUAUGAUCGUAGCGUUAGUGGGGAAUCUCAUAGUUUUUCCGCUGUCAGCGUACUUGGCUACGCUUGAGAGGCGAUUUUUAUUGCCUUCAGUGCCACCGCGAGGACAUGGAUUCGUUUUGCUCGUAUUUUGGGCUAUGGUAUUCGUGUCUGAGAACUUAUCGUUCUUAAAUCUUAAUAAGGAAGGAUGGUGGUGGCAUCUAAAGAAUCUCCAAGACCGCUUGGAAAUGGCAUUAUUUGUUGGGAGAUAUGUGUCUUGUAUGAUCAUAUUUAUAUUGGGGAUGAAGGCACCUGGUAUUAUGCACCAGUUCGAAUAUCUUGAAGGGGAAGAUAGUAAUAGAAGGAAUUUACUCCCAAGGGAAGAAAAUAGAUCAACGUUUCGGAACGUUUUUAGCAAGUUACGAACAUUAAUACCUUUCCUUUGGCCAAAGAAGAGUCUAUGCUUACAAAUCUACGUGCUUAUAUGCAUUUUGGCCCUGAUUGCUGGAAGAGUCAUCAAUUUAUACGUUCCCAUCUAUAACAAACUUAUCGUGAACAGUUUAUCAAUACCACCCCUCGAGUUUCGAUGGGACCUGGUGGUGAUAUACGUUCUCUUCAAGUUCCUGCAAGGGGGCGGCACUGGCGGUAUGGGUUUCCUGAACAACCUCCGCUCGUUUCUGUGGAUCAGGGUACAGCAGUACACUACUAGGGAGCUGCAGUUAGAGUUAUUCAGACACCUUCACGACUUGCCUCUCAAAUGGCACUUAUCCCGGAAGACGGGAGAAGUUCUUCGUGUUAUGGAUAGAGGGACGGAUUCCAUAGACAACCUGCUAUCGUAUAUUCUGUUCUCUAUAACACCCACAUUGGUGGACAUUCUGGUGGCCGUGGUGUACUUUGUGUCGCAGUAUAAUGUAUGGUUCGGUGUUAUUGUCUUCUCUACUAUGCUGCUUUAUAUACUUGCGACAAUCGCGGUAACAGAGUGGCGGACGAAAUUCCAAAGGCGUAUGAAUCUAGCUGACAAUGAGCAAAAGGCGCGUUCCGUAGAUUCCCUUCUGAAUUACGAAACCGUCAAGUACUAUGGAGCCGAAUCGUAUGAGGUUGUCUCUUACAAGGAUGCUAUUUUACAUUUUCAGAAAGAAGAAUUCAAAUCGUUGCUCACCUUGAACAUUCUGAACACAAUGCAGAACAUUAUCAUAUGCACUGGUUUACUUGCUGGCUCGUUGUUAGCGGUGUCCAUGGUUGUACGUACAUACGAGUUGACGGUCGGUGAUUAUGUUCUGUUCGCAUCUUAUAUUGUCCAGUUGUAUGUGCCAUUGAACUGGUUCGGAACUUACUACAGGGCCAUACAGAAGAAUUUCAUAGACAUGGAGAACAUGUUUGAUCUGAUGCGAGUGGACUCGGAUGUGAAGGACGCGCUCGGCGCCCCGGAGCUGCUCGUGCGGCGCGGGGGCAUCGAGUUCAAGCACGUGUCCUUCGGCUAUGGGCCGGAGAGAUUGGUUCUUAAUAACAUCAGUUUCAAGGUCGCGCCUGGCUCUACUGUUGCCUUGGUGGGUCCAAGCGGCGCCGGCAAGUCGACGAUAAUGCGUCUGCUGUUCCGCUUCUACGACGUGAACGAGGGCGCGGUGCUGGUGGACGGGCAGGACGUGCGCACCGUCACGCAGGCCUCGCUGCGCGCCAACAUCGGCGUCGUGCCGCAGGACACCGUGCUCUUCAACAAUACCGUGCGAUACAAUAUCCAGUACGGGAGAUUAACCGCUUCGUCAGCGGACAUCAUAGCCGCGGCGAAGAAUGCCGACAUCCACGACAGAAUCCUUACGUUCCCUGAUGCGUAUGAUACACAGGUCGGCGAACGUGGUCUGCGUUUGAGUGGUGGUGAAAAGCAAAGAAUAGCCAUAGCGCGAACAUUGCUCAAAGAUCCAGCCAUCGUGCUGUUGGACGAAGCCACGUCAGCUCUCGACACCAACACGGAGCGGAAUAUUCAGGCGGCACUCUCUCGUGUCUGUGCCAACCGCACAACGUUAAUAAUAGCACACAGAUUGUCUACUAUAAUUCACGCAGAUGAGAUUCUUGUGCUCAAAGAUGGGGAAAUCAUUGAAAGAGGAAACCACGAAAUGCUACUAGCACAAGGCGGUUUUUACGCGUCAAUGUGGCAACAACAACUUGAAGCGAGAAACAACAAUGGCAACGGUAACAACAACAACGACAACAACGCAGAUGGUCAGAACAACAACAACAACAGAGCGCCGCAGGUCAACGGUUACGCUAUGAUGGGCCAUGGUCAUGGUCAUGGACACGGUCAUGGUCAUUAGCUAGACAUAUAUUAGAACUGGUUCGACUGCUUGUUUUCAAAUAGGGUUGCAGGGAAGCGAUAUUUCGUAUUCUAUAUUUAGAAUAGUUGCAAUAGGCUUUAUAUAAACACGUUAGACUUCUAAAGCGAUAGUAAUAAAGACUAAAAUUAUUUGACCAACAGUUCACAUAAAGUAUCGCUUCUCUUUUUCCUUAUAUAUCCUUAGAUAUGAAUUACUAGCAUAUUGCUAUUGUUUACGUCAAAACAAGUUGGUAUACAUUUUUUAAUUAGCUCAAAAGCUACCUUAUAUGAAAAAUUUGUAUGGUGAGUGAGGAUUGGUAAACUUAAGAGUUGAAGUGUCUUAAAAGUUGGGGUACUAGAUGUUAUGAAUCUUAAAACGUGGAUCAAUAUAGUGUAUAUAAUAGUUGAGUGUAUAUAGUUACCUAUUGGCAUCGAUAUCAUGGAACACAUAGCAUAAUAUAGCAUACAAAUAACAUACACUAUGCGUUUUUACAAAUAUUCGACGCUGAAAUUCUACACGCGUGUGCCAUUAGAUUUUACCGUUUGUAUGUAAGGAUGAAUUGUGUAGGUGAAUGUACAUAAAUUGAAAUAAUGCUCAGUACAUUGUACAGUUAACUACAAUAUUGUGUAAAAGAUUUUGUACAGUCGCAGCGGGAAGUGGGUAUGAUACUUAUGAAUAUUUUGGUACGUUUGGUAUGAAAAUACGUACAUA